CGGAGCUCACACAAGCCUGCCCGUUGUCCUGCUGCGGCAGGGGCCAGGGCCACUGGUGACCUCUCUUCUCCGCCGUCAUGCUCGGGGCUCGGCUGCUGCUGCUCCUGUCCUAUGGGGGGGCCCUGCUCGGCACUGGUCUAAACAAAACGUCCUCUGUGCGCCCAGACCUCCGGAGGCUGCAGGACUCCCCACCCACAGCUCCAGACAAGGGCUGGUGCUCCACCUGGGGGGCCGGCCACUUCUCCACGUUCGACGGCCACGUGUAUGACUUCCUGGGGACCUGCAACUAUGUCUUUGCGGCCACCUGCGAGGACACGUCACCCACCUUCAGUGUCCAGCUACGGCGUGGGCCCAGCGGGAACAUCUCCCGGAUCAUUGUGGAGCUGGGCACCUCCGCGGUCACCGUGCAGAAGGCGGUCAUCUCCGUGAAGGAUGUGGGGGUCGUCAGCCUACCCUACAGCAGCACCGGGCUCCAGAUCACACCGUUCGGCCGGAGCGUGCAGCUGGUGGCCAAGCAGCUCGAGCUGGAGCUUGUGGUCAUGUGGGGCCCAGGCAGUCACCUGCUGGUGCUGGUAGAGAAGCGGCACAUGGGCAAGCUGUGUGGUCUCUGUGGGGACUUCAAUGGCAAGCGGACGGACGAGUUCCUGAGCGAGGAAGGCAAACCACUGGAACCCCACACGUACGCUGCCCUCCAGAGGCUGGACGACCCCAACGAGAUCUGCACCUCCACGCCGGUCCCCAGGCCCCAGGCCCCACAGGCAGAGCACGCCCAGACUUGCGCCCAGCUGCUGACCCAGGUGGCCCCCGAGUGCAGCGUGCCCAAAGAGCCUUUCGUGCGGAGCUGCCAGGCGGACAUGGCCGAGUGCGCGCCGCGGGGCUGGCGGGACUGCGCCUGUGCCUCGCUGUCCGAGUACUCACGCCGCUGCAGCAUGGCCGGCCAGCCCGUCAGCCACUGGCGGCGCCCCGGCCUCUGCUCCGUGGGCCCGUGCCCGGCCAACCAGGUGUACCAGGAGUGCGGCGCAGCCUGCGCCAGGACCUGCUCCAACCCACAGCACACCUGCUCUAGCUUCUGCACCUUCGGCUGCUUCUGUCCUGAAGGUAUGGUUCUGGAUGACGUCUCCAAAAACCAUACCUGCGUGCCGGUUGCCCAGUGUCCCUGCAUGCUCCACGGCGUGGCCCACGCCCCCGGGGAAGUGGUGACAGACGCCUGCCGGACGUGCCGCUGCUCCCUGGGCCACUGGGUGUGCACAGAGCGGCCCUGCCCUGGGCGCUGCUCCCUGGAAGGCAGCUCCUUCGUCACCACAUUCGACGCCCGGCCGUAUCGCUUCCACGGCGCCUGCACCUACAUCCUCCUCCAGAGCCCACAGCUCCCUGAUGGGGGCUCCCUCGUGGCCUCGUACGACAAGUCUGGAUACUCUCACUCCGAGACCGCCCUAGCCGCCGUCAUCUACAUGUCCGGAGAAGACAAAAUCGUGAUUUCUCGGGACGAGGUCCUCACCAACAGCGGGAACACCAAGUGGCUACCGUACAAGACUCGCAACAUCACGGUCUUCAGGCAGACGUCCACCCACCUCCAGAUGACCACCACCUUCGGGCUGGAGCUCGUGGUGCAGCUGGAGCCCGUGUUCCAGGCGUAUGUCACUGUCGGGCCCCAGUUCAGAGGCCAGACCAGAGGGCUCUGUGGCACCUUCAACGGGGACACGACGGAUGACUUCAUGACCAGCACGGGCAUCGUGGAGGGCACCGCCCCGCUCUUCGUGGACUCUUGGCGGACAGGGAACUGCCCGGCCUCGCUGGAGCGCGAGAUAGACCCCUGCUCCAUGAGCCAGCUCAACAAGGUGUGUGCAGAGACCCACUGCUCGGUGCUGGUGAGGGACGGCACCGUGUUCCAGAGCUGCCACGCCACCGUGAACCCCAGGCCCUUCUACAAGAGGUGCGUGUACCAGGCCUGCAACUACGAGGAGACCCUCCCCCACGUGUGCGCCGCCCUGAGUGACUACGCCCGCGCAUGUGCCACCCACGGCCGCCUCCUGCGGGGCUGGAGGGACAGCGUCAACUGCACCACCCCCUGCACGGGCAACCAGACAUUUGGCGACAACAUCAGGGCCUGCGGCCGUACAUGCCUAUCACUGUCGGACCACAUGGCCGAGUGCCACCCGAGCGCCGUGCCCAUGGACGGCUGCGCCUGCCCCGAGGGCACCUACCUCAACCACAAGGCCCAGUGUGUGCGCAAGGCCCAGUGCCCCUGCCUCCUGGACGGCAGCAAGCUCAUCCCGGCGGACGAGUCCACCAUGGUCAACGGCGCCAUCUGCUACUGUGUCAACGGCAGGCUGAGCUGCCCCGGGCGCCCACAACUGCUCCUGGCGACCUGCUCGGCCCCUAAGACCUUCCAGUCCUGUGACGAGUCAUCAGAGAGAACAUUUGGGGCAGCCUGUGCCCCCACGUGUCAGAGGCUGGCCACCGGCACCCCUUGCGUACCCACCAAGUGUGAGCCUGGCUGCGUCUGUGCCCAGGGGCUCUACGAGAACGCCACCGGGCACUGCGUACCUCCCGAGGAAUGUCCGUGCGAGUUUGCGGGGGUCUCCUACCCCCGGGGCGCAGAGCUCCACACCGACUGUAAGACAUGCACCUGCUCCGGGGGCCAGUGGACGUGCUGGCAGAGUGCCCGCUGCCCCUCCACCUGCACACUCUACGGGGAGGGCCACGUGGUCACCUUCGACGGCCAGCGCUUCCUGUUCGAUGGCAGCUGUGGGUACAUCCUGGCCACGGACGGCUGCGGGACCAACCACUCGCAGCCCAGCUUCACGGUCCUGACGGAGAAUGUUGUGUGUGGAAAGUCGGGCGUCACCUGCUCCCGGGCCAUCAAGAUCUUCCUGGGGGGUGUGUCCGUCGUGCUGGCGGACAGAAACUGCACGGUCCACGGGGAAGACCCGCACGUGCGGCUGCGGGUGGCCACGAGCCCCCUGAACCUGGUGCUGGACGUCGUCGUCGGCAGCAGCUACAACCUGACCCUCAUCUGGAACAAACGCAUGACCGUCUCCAUCAGCGUCACGCGCGGCAGCCAGGGUGCCCUGUGCGGCCUGUGCGGCAACUACAACGGGAACAUGAAAGACGACUUUGAGACGCGCAGCAACUAUGUGGCAUCCAGUGAGCUGGAAUUCGUGAAUUCGUGGAAGGACAGCCCGCUGUGCGGGGACGCCGGCCUCGCGCUGGACCCCUGCAGCCUCAACGCCUUCCGCCGCAGCUGGGCGACGCGCAAGUGCGGCAUCAUCAACAGCCCUACCUUCGCUGCCUGCCACAGCCAGGUGUACCAUCUGCCCUACUACGAAGCCUGUGUGCGAGACGCGUGUGGCUGUGACACCAGCGGCGACUGUGAGUGCCUGUGUGACGCGGUGGCCGCGUAUGCCAAGGCCUGCCUGGACAAAGGCGUGUGUGUGGACUGGAGGACCCCGGACUUCUGCCCUGUCUACUGCGACUUCUACAACACGCACGCUCCGGGAGACGGCGGGUACCAGUACGACCAGGAGGCCGACUGCACGUGGCACUACCAGCCAUGCCUCUGCCCCGGGUACCCACAGAGCGUCCCAGACACCAACACCGAAGGCUGCUACAACUGUUCCCAGCACGAGUAUUUCGACCACGGCACGGGGACCUGCGUUCCUUGCACGCCGCCGCCCAGCACGCCAAGGCCCAGCACAGAGUCACCUCGAACCAUCCCUGCCAUCACUCUACGGCCCACGUCGGAACCAGCCCCAACGGUAACUCUCAAGUCCACGGCCACAGGACCCACGGUGACAGGGGCCACAACGAAGUCCACAGCAUCCACACUCAGCUCAGUGACGCGAUCGACAGCUCAGUCCACAGAGCACAGCACGGCUUUCCCACGGACCCCAGAAACUUCAGAGACCUCUACACUACCCCCACCGACCACGACUCACACGAGGACCCCAACCGCUCAUGAGACUGCACGGACACAACACACAGAAGGAACGUCGUCACAGGAGAGCACGAGCAGCAACAAUAGCAACCAAACGACCCCCACACAGCACUCGACACACACGGCCUUCAGGACCACACAAGGAGAAGCCACUCCAAGCAGGCCACACGGAGCCCUGACUUCACAAUCCACAUCCAUGCCCCCUGUAUCCAACAGCGCCCACACGACAGGUCCCCCCUCGGGGACGUCCUUCCGGACGACCACAGCUUUACCCACACCAUCGCGCCCCGAGACCACCCUCUCCACCCACGGGGCCCCCUCUACCACGUCCUCCGUGACGCCCACGACCCACCGACUCAUCACCCCAACGCACCCGGAGACCCCUACACCCCCCUCCACUUCUACCAGACCCACGGGCUCCUCGUCGCCUUCCCCACACGUCCCCAUCACGGGCACACAGCCCACGCACACGAGCCUGCCACUCACUCAAACCACGCACACCCCGAACUCUGUCAGCACAGCCAAAACCUCCACGUCCUGGGAGACCUACCCUUCCGCACCCAUCCACCAUGAAACCUCUUCUGCCCCCAAGCCCACCAUCUCCCACCAACCAACGGCCACGGGAACCCUGAACACCGUGACUCACCCCGCCACGGCCACGGCAUCCACGAGCAAGCAACACACGCCACACACGUCUCAUUCCACACCCACUCCCCCUGUCCCCAACAGCGCCCACACGACAGGUCCACCCUCGGGGACUUCUUUCCGGACGACCACAGCCAUACCCACCCCAUCAGGCCCCAAAACCACCCUCUCCACCCACGGGGCACCCUCUACCACGUCCUCCGUGACGCCCACUACCCACCAACUCCUCAGCCCAACGCACCCGGAGACCCCUACUUCCCCCUCCACGGCCAGAUCCACGGGCUCCUCGUCUGCGUCCCCGCACGUCCCCAUCACGGGCACACAGCCCACGCACACGAGCCCGCCGCCCACUCGGACCACGCACUACCCGAACUCCGUCAGCACAGCCAAAACCUCCACGUCGUGGGUGACCUACCCUUCCGCACCCAACCACCAUGAAACCUCAUCUGCCACCAAGCCCACCGUCUCACACCAACCACCGGCCACGGGAACCCUGACCUCCGUGACUCACAACGCCAAGGACACGGAGUCCACGAGCAAGCGACACACGCCACACACGUCUCAUUCCACACCCACUCCCCCUGUCACCAACAGCGCCCACACGACAGGUCCCCCCUCAGGGACUUCCUUACAGACAACCACAGUCUCAGCCAUCCCAUCGCGCCCCGAGACCACAGUCCUCACCCACGCUGCCCCUUCUACCACGUCCUCCGUGACGCCCACUACCCACCAACUCCUCACCACAACGCACCCGGAGACCCCUACUUCCCCCUCAACGGCCAGACCCACGGGCUCCUCAUCUCUGUCGCCGCCCGUCCCCAUCACGGGCACACAGACCACGCACAUGACCCCGCCACUCACUCAGACCACGCACACCCCAAACUCCGUCAGCACAGCGAAAACCUCCACGUCCUGGGAGACCUACCCUUCCGUACCCAUCCACCAUGAAACCUCAUCUGCCACCAAGCCCACUGUCUCCCACCAACCACCAGCCACGGGAACCGUGACGUCCGUGACUCACACUGCCACGGCCACGGAGUCCACCAGCAAACGACACACGCCGCAUACGACGCACUCCGCACAAACGACCCCUGUCCCAAACACAGCCCUCACGACAGGACCCCCCUCGGGGACUUCCUUCCGGACGACCACAGCCUUACCCACCUCAUCGACCCCCGAGACCACCGUCUCCACCCAUGCUGCCCCCUCUACCACGUCUUCUGUAACUCCCACUACACACCGACUCCUCACCCCAACCCACCCGGAGACCCCUAGACCCCCCUCCACCUCUACCAGACCCACGGGCUCGUCAUCUCUGUCCCAGCACACCUCCAUCGCGGGCACACAGCCCACACACAAAACCCCGCCACUCACUGGGACCACGCACACCCCGAACCCCGUCAGCACAGCCAAAACCUCCACAUCCUGGGAGACCUACCCUUCCGCACCCAACAACCAUGAAACCUCUUCUGCCACCAAGCCCACUGUCUCCCACCAACCACCAGCCACGGGAACCGUGACGUCCGUGACUCACACUGCCACGGCCACGGAGUCCACCAGCAAACGACACACGCCGCACACGUCUCACUCCACACAAACAACCCAUGUCUCCAACAGCACACACACGACAGGUCCCCCCUCGGGGACUUCCUUCCGGACGACCACAGCCAUACACACCCCAUCAAGCCCCAAAACCACCCUCUCCACCCACGGGGCACCCUCUACCACAUCCUCCGUGACGCCCACUACCCACCAGCUCCACAGCCCAACGCACCCGGAGACCUCUACUUCCCCCGCCACGGCCAGACCCACGGGCUCCUCGUCUCCAUCCCCGCACGUGCCCAUCACGGGCACACAGCCCACGCACACGAGCCCGCCGCCCACUCGGACCACGUACUACCCGAACUCCGUCAGCACAGCCAAAACCUCCACGUCCUGGGAGACCUACCCUUCCGCACCCAACCACCAUGAAACCUCAUCUGCCCUCAAGCCCACCGUCUCCCACCAACCACCGGCCACGGGAACACUGACCACUGUGACUCACACCACCAAGGCCACGGCAUCCACGACCAAACAACACACACCACACACGUCUCAUUCCACACCCACUCCCCCUGUCGCCAACAGCGCACACACGACCGGUCCCCCCUCAGGGACUUCUUUCCGGACAACCACAGUCAUAGCCACCCCAUCGCGCCCCGAGACCACCGUCUCCAGCCAUGCUGCCCCCUCUACCACAUCCUCCGUGACGCCCACUACCCACCGACUCAUCACACCAACGCACCCGGAGACCCCAACUUCCCCCUCCACGGCCAGACCCACGGGCUCCUCAUCUCUGUCCCCGCACGUCUCCAUCACGCGCACACAGCCCACGCACAACACCCUGCCACUCACUGGGACCACGCACACCCCAAACUCCGUCAGCACAGCGAAAACCUCCACGUCCUGGGAGACCUACCCUUCCUUACCCAACAACCAUGAAACCUCAUCCACCACCAAGCCCACCGUCUCCCACCAACCAACGGCCACGGAAACCCUGACCUCCGUGACUCACACCGCCACAGCCACGGAGUCCACCAGCAAGCGACACACUCCGCACACGUCUCACUCCGCACAAACGACCCUUGUCCCCAACAGCGCCCACACGACAGGUCCACCCUCGGGGACUUCUUUCCGGACGACCACAGCCAUACCCACCCCAUCAGGCCCCAAAACCACCCUCUCCACCCACGGGGCACCCUCUACCACGUCCUCCGUGACGCCCACUACCCACCAACUCCUCAGCCCAACGCACCCGGAGACCCCUACUUUCCCCUCCACGGCCAGAUCCACGGGCUCCUCGUCUGCGUCCCCGCACGUCCCCAUCACGGGCACACAGCCCACGCACACGAGCCCGCCGCCCACUCGGACCACGCACACCCCGAACUCCGUCAGCACAGCCAAAACCUCCACGUCGUGGGUGACCUACCCUUCCGCACCCAUCCACCAUGAAACCUCAUCUGCCCCCAAGCCCACCGUCUCCCACCAACCACCGGCCACGGGAACCCUGACCUCCGUGACUCACACCGCCAAGGACACGGAGUCCACGAGCAAGCGACACACGCCACACACGUCUCAUUCCACACCCACUCCCCCUGUCACCAACAGCGCCCACACGACAGGUCCCCCCUCAGGGACUUCCUUACGGACAACCACAGUCUCAGCCAUCCCAUCGCGCCCCGAGACCACAGUCCUCACCCACGCUGCCCCUUCUACCACGUCCUCCGUGACGCCCACUACCCACCAACUCCUCACCACAACGCACCCGGAGACCCCUACUUCCCCCUCCACGGCCAGACCCACGGGCUCCUCAUCUCUGUCCCCGCCCAUCCCCAUCACGGGCACACAGACCACGCACAUGACCCCGCCACUCACUCAGACCACGCACACCCCAAACUCCGUCAGCACAGCGAAAACCUCCACGUCCUGGGAGACCUACCCUUCCGUACCCAUCCACCAUGAAACCUCAUCUGCCACCAAGCCCACUGUCUCCCACCAACCACCGGCCACGGGAACCGUGACGUCUGUGACUCACACUGCCACGGCCACGGAGUCCACCAGCAAGCGACACACACCGCAUACGACGCACUCUGCACAAACGACCCUUGUCCCCAACAGCACGCACACGACAGGUCCCCCCUCGGGGACUUCCUUCCGGACGACCACAGCCUUACCCACCUCAUCGACCCCCGAGACCACCGUCUCCACCCAUGCUGCCCCCUCUACCACGUCUUCUGUAACUCCCACUACCCACCGACUCCUCACCCCAACCCACCCGGAGACCCCUAGACCCCCCUCCACCUCUACCAGACCCACGGGCUCGUCAUCUCUGUCCCAGCACACCUCCAUCGCGGGCACACAGCCCACACACAAAACCCCGCCACUCACUGGGACCACGCACACCCCGAACCCCGUCAGCACAGCCAAAACCUCCACAUCCUGGGAGACCUACCCUUCCGCACCCAACAACCAUGAAACCUCUUCUGCCACCAAGCCCACUGUCUCCCACCAACCACCAGCCACGGGAACCGUGACGUCCGUGACUCACACUGCCACGGCCACGGAGUCCACCAGCAAACGACACACGCCGCACACGUCUCACUCCACACAAACAACCCAUGUCUCCAACAGCACACACACGACAGGUCCCCCCUCGGGGACUUCCUUCCGGACGACCACAGCCAUACACACCCCAUCAAGCCCCAAAACCACCCUCUCCACCCACGGGGCACCCUCUACCACAUCCUCCGUGACGCCCACUACCCACCAGCUCCACAGCCCAACGCACCCGGAGACCUCUACUUCCCCCGCCACGGCCAGACCCACGGGCUCCUCGUCUCCAUCCCCGCACGUGCCCAUCACGGGCACACAGCCCACGCACACGAGCCCGCCGCCCACUCGGACCACGUACUACCCGAACUCCGUCAGCACAGCCAAAACCUCCACGUCCUGGGAGACCUACCCUUCCGCACCCAACCACCAUGAAACCUCAUCUGCCCUCAAGCCCACCGUCUCCCACCAACCACCGGCCACGGGAACACUGACCACUGUGACUCACACCACCAAGGCCACGGCAUCCACGACCAAACAACACACACCACACACGUCUCAUUCCACACCCACUCCCCCUGUCGCCAACAGCGCACACACGACCGGUCCCCCCUCAGGGACUUCUUUCCGGACAACCACAGUCAUAGCCACCCCAUCGCGCCCCGAGACCACCGUCUCCAGCCAUGCUGCCCCCUCUACCACAUCCUCCGUGACGCCCACUACCCACCGACUCAUCACACCAACGCACCCGGAGACCCCAACUUCCCCCUCCACGGCCAGACCCACGGGCUCCUCAUCUCUGUCCCCGCACGUCUCCAUCACGCGCACACAGCCCACGCACAACACCCUGCCACUCACUGGGACCACGCACACCCCAAACUCCGUCAGCACAGCGAAAACCUCCACGUCCUGGGAGACCUACCCUUCCUUACCCAACAACCAUGAAACCUCAUCCACCACCAAGCCCACCGUCUCCCACCAACCAACGGCCACGGAAACCCUGACCUCCGUGACUCACACCGCCACAGCCACGGAGUCCACCAGCAAGCGACACACUCCGCACACGUCUCACUCCGCACAAACGACCCUUGUCCCCAACAGCGCCCACACGACAGGUCCACCCUCGGGGACUUCUUUCCGGACGACCACAGCCAUACCCACCCCAUCAGGCCCCAAAACCACCCUCUCCACCCACGGGGCACCCUCUACCACGUCCUCCGUGACGCCCACUACCCACCAACUCCUCAGCCCAACGCACCCGGAGACCCCUACUUUCCCCUCCACGGCCAGAUCCACGGGCUCCUCGUCUGCGUCCCCGCACGUCCCCAUCACGGGCACACAGCCCACGCACACGAGCCCGCCGCCCACUCGGACCACGCACACCCCGAACUCCGUCAGCACAGCCAAAACCUCCACGUCGUGGGUGACCUACCCUUCCGCACCCAUCCACCAUGAAACCUCAUCUGCCCCCAAGCCCACCGUCUCCCACCAACCACCGGCCACGGGAACCCUGACCUCCGUGACUCACACCGCCAAGGACACGGAGUCCACGAGCAAGCGACACACGCCACACACGUCUCAUUCCACACCCACUCCCCCUGUCACCAACAGCGCCCACACGACAGGUCCCCCCUCAGGGACUUCCUUACGGACAACCACAGUCUCAGCCAUCCCAUCGCGCCCCGAGACCACAGUCCUCACCCACGCUGCCCCUUCUACCACGUCCUCCGUGACGCCCACUACCCACCAACUCCUCACCACAACGCACCCGGAGACCCCUACUUCCCCCUCCACGGCCAGACCCACGGGCUCCUCAUCUCUGUCCCCGCCCAUCCCCAUCACGGGCACACAGACCACGCACAUGACCCCGCCACUCACUCAGACCACGCACACCCCAAACUCCGUCAGCACAGCGAAAACCUCCACGUCCUGGGAGACCUACCCUUCCGUACCCAUCCACCAUGAAACCUCAUCUGCCACCAAGCCCACUGUCUCCCACCAACCACCGGCCACGGGAACCGUGACGUCUGUGACUCACACUGCCACGGCCACGGAGUCCACCAGCAAGCGACACACACCGCAUACGACGCACUCUGCACAAACGACCCUUGUCCCCAACAGCACGCACACGACAGGUCCCCCCUCGGGGACUUCCUUCCGGACGACCACAGCCUUACCCACCUCAUCGACCCCCGAGACCACCGUCUCCACCCAUGCUGCCCCCUCUACCACGUCUUCUGUAACUCCCACUACCCACCGACUCCUCACCCCAACCCACCCGGAGACCCCUAGACCCCCCUCCACCUCUACCAGACCCACGGGCUCGUCAUCUCUGUCCCAGCACACCUCCAUCACGGGCACACAGCCCACACACAAAACCCCGCCACUCACUGGGACCACGCACACCCCGAACCCCGUCAGCACAGCCAAAACCUCCACAUCCUGGGAGACCUACCCUUCUGCACCCAUCCACCAUGAAACCUCAUCUGCCCCUAAGCCCACUGUCUCCCACCAACCACCAGUCACGGGAACUGUGACGUCCGUGACUCACACUGCCACGGCCACGGAGUCCACCAGCAAGCGACACACUCCGCACACGUCUCACUCCACACAAACGACACCUGCCCCCAACAGCACACACACGACACGUCCCCCCUCGGGGACUUCCUUCCAGACGACCACAGCCAUACCCACCUCAUCAGGCCCCAAAACCACCCUCUCCACCCACGGGGCACCCUCUACCACGUCCUCCGUGAUGCCCACUACCCACCGACUCCUCACCCCAACGCACCCGGAGACUCCGACAUACGCCUCCACAGCCAGACACACGGGCUCCUCAUCUCCGUCCCCACACGUCCCCAUUACGGGCACACAGCCCACGCACACAACACCGCCACUGACUCGGACCACGCACACCCCGAACUCCGUCAGCACAGCCAAAACCUCUACAUCCUGGGAGACCUACCCUUCCGCACCCAUCCACCAUGAAACCUCAUCCGCCACCAAGCCCACCGUCUCCCACCAAACAAUGGCCACGGAAACCCUGACCUCCGUGACUCACACCGCCACAGCCACGGAGUCCACCAGCAAGCGACACACUCCGCACACGUCUCACUCCGCACAAACGACCCUUGUCCCCAACAGCGCCCACACGACAGGUCCCCCCUCGGGGACUUCUUUCCGGACGACCACAGCAUUACCCACCCCAUCAGGCCCCAAAACCACCCUCUCCACCCACGGGGCACCCUCUACCACGUCCUCCGUGACGCCCACUACCCACCGACUCAUCACCCCAACGCACCAGGAGACCCCUACUUCCCCCUCCACGUCCAGACCCACGGGCUCCUCAUCUCUGUCCCCGCACGUCCCCAUCACGGGCACACAGCCCACGCACACGACCCCGCCACUCACUCGGACCACGCACACCCCGAACUCCGUCAGCACAGCCAAAACCUCCACGUCCAGAGAGACCUACCCUUCCUUACCCAACAACCAUGAAACCUCUUCUGCCACCAAGCCCACUGUCUCCCACCAACCACCAGCCACGGGAACCCUGACCUCCGUAACUCACACCGCCACGGCCACGGAGUCUACCAGCAAGCGACACACUCCGCACACGUCUCACUCCGCAAAAACGACCCCUGUCCCCAACAGCACACACAUGACAGGUCCCCCCUCGGGGACUUCCUUCCGGACGACCACAGCCUUAUCCACCCCAUUGCACCCCAAGACCACCAUCUCCACCCACGCUGCCCCCUCUACCACGUCCUCCGUGACUCCCACUACCCACCGACUCACCAUGCCAACGCAGCAGGUGACCUCUAACUCCCCCUCCACGGCCAGACCCACGGGCUCGUCUCCGUCCGCACCGGCGACAGGCUCGAGCUCCCGUGGUCCCACUUUCAGCUCCUCACGCUCCCCAGGCACAGCGAGUGGAGUCUCCAGCUCUUCCUCUGCUUCCCCCACAGACGCCUCCACUGCCACACUGUCCGCGGUGCCUUCCCCGCCCACCCACGCCUUCUCCACCCCUGCUCGAUCCUCCACGCCUCCUCCCGAUCAGACUCCUGGCCCCCUGGGCAGCACCAACGUUGUUCCUUCUUUGCCCAGGACCACACCCAGCCCCCCCAUGUCCCACACCCUCUCCUCCCUGUCUACGACCUCCCAGUCUACGACCCUCACCACCCGAAUCCCUCCAUCCAGUCUCUUCUCAUCCACCGUGGGGGUGACAGCCAUCCCGACUUCUCCAGUCACGAACCUCACCACCGGACAACCCAGUAGCACUGGAGUUUCAAUCACCGUGACCCUCGCCAGCUUGACCUCUGUCCACGGAAGCUCAUCCCUCCAUUCCACGGGGUCCUUGUCUCCUGGGGCGCCAUCCAUUUCCUCUCAGGUGACAGCCACGUCCCGCUCUCCAGGCGUCUGUGAUGUGAAGGAGCUGCAGCAGGAGGUCACCUACCGAGGGUGCACUGCCAAUGUGACAGUGACCCGCUGUGAGGGCUUCUGUGCCUCCUCAACGAGCUUUGACAUCCCCACGAACCAGCCGGAGACCCACUGCAGCUGCUGCGAACCCCUCGGCUCCUACCAGAAGCAGUUUGUGCUGCCCUGCCCGGACCCUGAAGCGCAGGGCCGGCAGCUGGUGCUCACCCUACAGAUGUUCAGCAGCUGUGCAUGCAGCCCACAGCACUGUGGGGGCUAG
Messenger RNA from Mustela lutreola (European mink), 13367 nucleotides. It is a transcript of the gene MUC6, whose product is annotated as mucin 6, oligomeric mucus/gel-forming. Gene Ontology annotation, cellular component: extracellular matrix. The transcript has 32 exons. The record is from RefSeq and is a predicted model, not a curated record. Lineage: Eukaryota; Metazoa; Chordata; Mammalia; Carnivora; Mustelidae. Bases 78 to 13367 code for a protein of 4429 amino acids. Gene Ontology annotation, molecular function: protein binding.